AUGAUAAAGAACCAAUCACGGUUUUCGGAAGUAAUUUUUUUGUAAGCAAAUUUACAAAACAAGAACCUUUCCUUUGACGUGUGUGCACACUAUUAUUAUUAAAGUUUAUUAAACAUUACUACAGGAAAGAUUUUCCUUAGGCUGACAAUGCUCAAUUAAAGUUAAAAGUUAGAAAUCGAUUUAUAACACAUCGCUAAAUUACACUUUCAACAUGAGUUCCCCAGAACCCAAAAAAAGGAGGCGAGAUACAAAGCUUUACUCAGAAGACUGGGUGCUAGGUGAAGAAGAAGACAUCGAGGGAAAACACACUUUCAACCUUCAAGAAAAACUCGAAUCUGUAAAGUUUGAUCGAGAUUUUAUCCAAGAAAUGGAAGGAAAAGAUUUUACAAUUUCAUACUUGCAACAGAACGGGUUUGAAACUCCAAUCCUUGUAACAGAAAAAUCAGAUCUUGGUUUGUUAGUGCCUAGCAAAAUAUUUUCUGUGAAUGAUGUCAAGAUUUGUGUUGGUUCAAGACGGCACAUCGAUGUGAUGGAUGUCAACACGCAGAAAAAUAUUGUGAUGACAAUGAAAGAGUGGCAGAAAUACUUUGACGACCCAGUCAGAGAUAAACUGCUCAAUGUUCUUUCUCUGGAGUUCAGUCAUACCAAACUAGACAACUACGUGCAGUCCCCGAUGAUUGUGAGACAGAUUGAUUGGGUGGACACAGUUUGGCCGAGACAUCUGAAAGAGGCUCAGACAGAGUCUACGAAUGCGAUAGAAGACAUGAUGUAUCCAAAGGUUCAGAAGUACUGCCUUAUGUCCGUGAAAGGCUGUUACACAGACUUUCACAUAGACUUUGGAGGAACGUCAGUGUGGUAUCACAUACUGAAAGGAAGCAAGAUCUUCUGGCUCAUACCACCCACAGACGUGAACAUCUCUAAAUAUGAGAAGUGGGUGUUGUCGGGACAGCAAGGGGAUGUGUUUUUCGGGGACACGGUGGAGUGGUGUGGUCGUGUCACUCUUAACGAAGGAUCCACGUUCUUCAUCCCCUCGGGUUGGAUACACGCGGUGUACACACCCUCUGACUCCAUGGUGUUUGGUGGCAACUUCCUUCACUCGUAUUGCAUCGACACACAGUUACGCAUAGCGCAAGUGGAGGAGACCACUCAUGUACCUCAGAAGUUCCGUUACCCAUUCUUCACAGAGAUGCUGUGGUAUGUGCUAGAGAGGUAUGUUCACUGUCUACUGGGAGUUUCCCAUAUCAAGGACACGCCGUCCAAUCCUGCCAAGGAACAUGUUCACCUCACUAUACAGGAACUGAGAGGAAUCAAGGCUAUCUUGUCGUAUCUGCAUUUCCUGCCCACAACCAAGAAGAAUGUGCCCGCGUUGAUAGAGGACCCGGUGUCGCUGAUCAAGGACGUUCGCAUCUUGGUGGAGCGACAUCGCAACGACAGUCCCGCGUCUGCUGUCACUGGAUGUGCCAUCUUCAAGGCAACACAGGCUGUCAUGACGAAACGCAAGAUAGUCAAGUUAAAGAGAGGCCCAAAGCCGAAGAAAGACAAGGAAGGCAAGUUGGCUGUGAAGAGCCCCAAGAUAGCCGCACCCAAACGACGACGGACGCGCUGCAAGAAGUGCGUGGCUUGCAAUAACAAUGAUUGUGGCCAAUGUAACUUCUGCAAGGACAUGAUCAAGUUUGGUGGAACGGGCAAGUCCAAGCAAAGUUGCACCCAACGCCAAUGCCUUCAGCCAAUGUUGCCGAACAACACAACGUGUUUGAUCUGUGGUAAAGACGGGUGGGAGAACGACCAUUCUAGGAUAGAAGCUGAGACUCGGGAGUUGAUACCAAGCUCCAUCAUGGAGUGUGCCAUCUGCUACGACCUGGUGCAUCCAACGUGCAUAGCCGCAUCGUACCCUGAUGUGUCUGGAAUUGUAGACGAAGAUCUACCUAACAGUUGGGAAUGUCCCAGAUGCUGCAUGGAGGGGAGAAAUACAAACUAUAAGCCAAGACACUUCAAAGCGAGGGACAAACUGUCUUCGUUGCGAGAAUCUGGCAUCUUCACCAACGGAACUGAGGAACUCGUGGAAACCGUCGAGACAAGCUCGUGACAGUCUUUCUAAAAGUUGGUUAUGAUCUCACAAAACUUACUCUCGUGUAAGUCUGCUACGUCCACCUAAUAACCUUUUGUUUCUCACACAAGAUAAAAAAAGAUACUAAGAUUAGUACUUUAAUAUACACAUCUUAUGUGUUACUUAGGUAGUCUAUGGAGUGCUUGUUAUCUGUUACAGUGAUCAAAUGUUAAACUUAGUAUUGUUUGGUUACGAUGGCCAUUGUAAAUUGCCCUACCAGUUCUCAUGAUAUUAUGCCUUUUGUGUUAGGUCUAGGAUUAAUUUGUAUUGCCCGUGCUUGUGUGUUAUAAAUGGGUUGUAUGGAAUAUGUUAUGUUCCUUCUUGUUUCCUAUUAACUAUCCCAGUGUUGUUCGAGAGGUGUUCAUGCCCGGUCUUAAAUUGUUAUAACUCUCAGACAAAAACGUGAUGUUUUAAUUCAUUGGUUAAAAAAUUAUUUGUGCAAAUAAGCGUCUAAACUGUAGUGGAAAGUGUUUGAUUUCUAUGUAGCCUAAAUUGUUGUUUCCUCAACAUUUCAAAAGGAAAACUUAUAAAAAAAUUUAAAAAAUAUAUUUGUUGUUAGUUUUACCAGUUUUACUAUAGAUAAGCAAACUCUUUUUCAGACAAUUGAAUUGUUUAGCUGAGACAAUUACAUUUAAUUGAUUUAAUGAAAGAUAAUGUUUGUACAUUACUGUUUUUCCAGUCACACAGCCUACCAUACAUCAUACAUCAUUCAUACAGUCAUAUAGUCAUAUAUAUUUACAUUUCUUUUUUAGGCUUUUAAUAUUCCUUUAGACAAAUAUAUUUUUAAAGUAUUUUCCUAGCAUAAUGAUAACUUACAAUGGCUGUUACUUUCGUAUAGUAUAAUUUAGAGAUUUAAUCUGUGUUAUUUAUUUUUAUUUUUGCCAUUCUGUUAGAUUCAUUUCCUUCAGUAUUGUUACAAUUAAUUGUAUUAUAUAAAUAAAAAGUGUAUAUAGGAGUAGUUAGUUUACAAUAUUGUUACCUGGCAAAAUAUCAAUCUAUAUAUAUAUAUGGCAUAUUUUUGGUUUGUAUAAUUAAUUAUAGUUUCACUUCAUUAUUCAUAGUGUUUUCUUCGAUAUACCAGUAAUUAUGGUGUUUCUAUGCCGUUGGUGAACACAAUCUACUUAAUUUGAUUUAAUUUAAGAUUGUUAUGCUCAAUGACAGAAAACAUAAACUUAAUCCAGUGAUGGACUAAAAUAUUAUUGAUAUUGUUUGUUUUAAAACAAUUUUUUAACAGAAAAUAUAUAAACAUAAUUCAAUUCCGGGCUAAAAUAUUAUUCAAGUUGUCCGUUUUAAAACCUAAUUUUUUCUACUGUUCUGAGAUGAAUAAAUUAAUAAUUAUGUUUUUUUUACUGGUUGGUGUCUGUAGCAUUUAAAUAAUUUUUCAAUUGUAUCUAAAUGCUCAUCAUAUUGAUUUGUUUUGACUUAUUAAAACUAAAGAUAUGAUGAUGAUAUGAUAAACAUUUUAAACAGAGCCAACCGCCUUUUAUUAACAUUGAUGUAAAAUUAUUCUAUUUUACUUAACAUUCUUCAAAAUGGUAUUAGCAAAGAUCCUAGAAUUGAAUGCACUAAAAUUUAGUAAAACAUUCUUUUGUAACAUUGAAUAAUUAAUGUCAUAGUUUAGUUGCCAUUUUUUAAAUUAUGAUGUUAUGAUCAGAAAGGUGAUGUUAAGUAGAUACUUACGGUAGUUUUUAGAUUAUUAUAAUUUGUUCACAAAAAAUGUAAGGAUUUUCACCAUUGUGUGUUGAAGUGAUUUCAACCUGAUUUGAAUGCAAUAUGUCAUUGUUAAAACUGCACCAAUUAUACUCCUAUAAGUUGUACCAGAUUAUCCCACAGUUACCGCUACUACAGUUUUUUUCAAAUGUUUAAUAAUAAAUCCUUUUAAAAUGUA
Molecule: messenger RNA, 3995 nt
Organism: Macrosteles quadrilineatus (aster leafhopper)
Lineage: Eukaryota; Metazoa; Arthropoda; Insecta; Hemiptera; Cicadellidae
Product: jmjC domain-containing histone demethylation protein 1-like
Exons: 13
Coding region: 212-2086 (624 amino acids)
Biological process (GO): regulation of transcription by RNA polymerase II; protein demethylation
Molecular function (GO): zinc ion binding; transcription coregulator activity; histone demethylase activity
Source: RefSeq, a predicted model, not a curated record